Messenger RNA from Cheilinus undulatus (humphead wrasse), 5205 nucleotides. RefSeq names its product fibrinogen C domain containing 1b (gene fibcd1b). The coding region runs from base 895 to 2370 and encodes 491 amino acids. Lineage: Eukaryota; Metazoa; Chordata; Actinopteri; Labriformes; Labridae. The record is from RefSeq and is a predicted model, not a curated record. The transcript has 8 exons.
GGAAAAGGAGGAUCCUUGCGCGGUGGAAGUGAAGUCGAGGAGGCAGCGGCGCAGCAGUCGAGGGCAGGGCGGCACAGGGAAGGGAACGCUGCCUCUGAGCGCGUCGCGCGUACCGAGGGGACGCCGUGAUUGACAGUCGGAGGCACGGAGCGUCCCGCGCGGCAGCACAAGCGGAGCAAGCUAAUCUCUGAGUAUCAGUUCUUGUUGUUUGUCAAAGGCAUCUCUGUGAUACAGCAGCCAGAUCAGCCCUGGUGCGAAUAAAGGAGGCUCUGUCCAUCCUCUGGGAUCGGAAUUUGGGAGUCUUCUCGCCGGAUAAACGACCGAGAGGAGCGCGGAAGCUCCGCGUUGCACUAUCCCAUCCUGUCUUUACCUGCUUGGCUGUAAGUGGACACUGUCUGGGAUAUUCCUAAAGUGUCCCAGGAAAGGAGGGGACGGACAAAAUGGACCGGUUGCACUUUGCAAUCUGAGCCAAAGAAGAAUUUCUCGAUUUCUUUUAAUGGAGUAAGGAGACUGCUUCUUAGAUUCCGGGAUCAUUCUGAUGGUUGUUUUCUCUUCCUGUGCGUUCUUGUGCUGUUGUGAUGUGCUUUUCAGCCAAGUUACAAACAGUGGAUGUUUUAAAAGCAGCUUUUAACUUAUACUGAGUGGAAUAACGGCAAGACAACCCGGAGACUCUCGGGAGGAAUUUUGGUGCGUAAUUCGCGCGGUGUUUUCAGCUGCGGAGCCGCAGAAGUAGUUGCGCCUCUCUUCUUUUUUUCUCCACGCACAUAAAGACAGAUUUCCCCUCAUGGAGUAGUCUGAAUCACAGGUGAAGACUUCAAAAGAGAGAGGGGGUUUUAUAUAUUCUCUGCCGCCUGGACGCACACAGGCGGAUUCGAUGCGCAGAUUCUCCGUAGGAUGGUAAAUGACCAAUGGGGAAUCAUGAACAGCUCUUCUGAACUCGAAGAUGGGACUCGGCAUAAAAACCAGACGUUCUGUGAGUGUGUGCCCAGCUCCUCCCAGCUCAAACACCGCUGGUCAGACUCAGAAACUGCCAGGGAGACCCCGGCCAAGAGGAUGAGCUGCAGCUACCUGCUCUGCACCAUCCUGCUUUUCGUGGCUGUACUCCUUGCCGUCACCGUAACCGGCACCAUCCUUUUCAUGAAUCACUACCAGGCCCCGCCCAUGUCUGACGGGCUGCCCCACAUCUCCACCAAUCAGGAUGAAGCAAAUGCCCUGGUCACCGUGGAGAGAGGCGACGGCUCCCGAAUCAACAUAUUCAUAGACCCCAACUGUCCCGACUACAACAGUAACUUUAUGCGCCUAGAGGGAGUCCAGACGUCACUGCUGCACUCACUGACAGACCACGACUCUGACCUGAAGUCGGUGAAAGGUCAGGACCGGGCUCUUCUCGUCAGUCUGGCCGAGGAGGUGGCCAAGCUGUCCGCCCACGCCGGGCAGCUAAAAAUGGACUACGAGGCCUUACGGAGGGGGCAGGGCAGCUUGGGGCAAGAUCUGAACACGCUGCAGACGGAGCAGGGACGCCUCAUACAGCUACUGUCUGACAGCCAGAUCAACAUGGUGAAGGUAGUGAACUCGGUGAGUGAUGCUCUGAAUGCCAUGCAGAAGGAGAACGUGGGCCUGAAGGCGCGGGUCAAGGCCGACCUACAGAGGGCGCCAGUCAGAGGGGCUCGCCUCAAGGGCUGCUCCAACGGCUCGCGUCCACGUGACUGUAGUGAUCUGUAUGCCAGUGGUCAGAGAGAGGACGGCAUCUACUCUGUGUUUCCCAUUCACCACCCCGCAGGCUUCCAGGUCUACUGCGACAUGACGACAGACGGAGGAGGCUGGACGGUGAUCCAGCGCAGGGAGGACGGCUCGGUCAACUUCUUCAGAGGAUGGGAGUCCUACCGUGAGGGAUUUGGAAAGAUCACUGGUGAACACUGGCUUGGGCUGAAGCAGAUCCAUGCCCUGUCAAUCCAGGCCAACUACGAGCUGCGUAUCGACCUGGAGGACUUUGAAAACAGCACGGCAUACGCCCAGUACGGCACCUUUGGAGUGGGGCUGUUUUCUGUGGACCCUGACGAUGAUGGAUAUCCUUUAACUGUUGGAGACUAUUCUGGCAAUGCAGGUGACUCCCUGCUGAAACACAACGGGAUGAAGUUCACCACCAAAGACCGCGACAACGACCACUCCGAGAACAACUGCGCCUCCUUCUACCACGGCGCCUGGUGGUACCGCAACUGCCACACGUCCAACCUGAACGGCCAGUACCUGCGUGGCCAGCACACCUCGUACGCCGACGGCAUCGAGUGGUCCUCCUGGACCGGCUGGCAGUACUCGCUCAAGUUCUCCGAGAUGAAGAUACGACCCACGCGUGACGGAGAGAAUAAAUGAAGAAAACUUUACUGGAACAUUACAAAAACCACUCUUUCCGACAGCUUGGCGGAGUUACUCGUCUCGAUAUCGUUUAUUCACUGACACAUACCUCUCUUUAAGUUGACUCUGCUGUUUGCCUCCUCAUGUCUCCUCCCUGGUUUUUGCUCCUGUCCCUCCAUUGCUUGGCCUCUUGUUUCAUGCUAGUUAUCCCUUCCCUUGAUCUGAACAAAGCAUCUUGCUUUUAUUUGUUCUUAUCCAGACAACAUGGCAGAUGGCUGUCCACCUAUGAGUCUGGUUCUGCUGGAGGUUAGAAAGUUCCUCGCCAGAGUCCCCUUUAUGAAGAUUAAUGAGUUGCUCUUGAUAUUAAGGACAAAAAAGUAUGGACAUCUGUUAGGAUUCAGCACAAUCAGAAUUGCCUGAUUUGGUUAAGAACACAGCACAAGAUAAUUUCAAAUCUGCACAGUCAAUUUCUUUAGCCUGACACGGAGUUCCCAGCACCCUUCCACCAGUGAUUCCCCCCUGACGUGCGUCUCUGACCUCCCAUCUGUGCUGACACGGCACUUAGAAUGCGGUUCAGUCUCACUGCCCAUUGCUGUGCAAUCUAUGAACAAACCCACAUAAAUAUCGUCAGAGAAAAACCCCCCGUUUGUGAAGGAAGUUUAACGUUUCCAUUCCUGAUCUUUGUAAAUGAGCUCCAGCAGGGCAGCGAGGCUGCAAGGCCUGGGACAAUAAGAAGGAAAGAAAGAGAGAAUGAGGAAACAAUCUGACGAGAGGUAAAUUAGUCGGAGUGAGAGAAGAGGAGGUGCACAAAAAGGAUGAAAAUGAGAAAAAGAAAGAGACAACGGGAAGAUCUCAUUCAUCUGACUUGGGCCAUUAGGGAGCAUAUUGGGCACUUUGUCUGAUCUGCCUGCCAGCUGAGUACUGGCCAAGUGAUGCAGCACUCACAGAUGGUAACCCAGCACUUUGUGUACAUGUGUGUAUUUGUGUGCGUGUGUGUCUACGACAGAAAAGGGAGACAGAGUUCUCUAACGGUAUCAAUUUCCUGUCAAGGGUCGAGCGGAGCGUCUCGACUGACUUCGGCGUUUAGCACAAACAUACCUAGCAUACGUUCACUCUCCAUUUAAAUAACAAAACCUGGCGUGCGUGUUCAUGUAAUAGGAAGGGAGAGACAUUAUUUGAGAAGACAAAUGGGAUCCCAGAUAACAAUCAAAAAGACUGCGUCAAACCUACCCUGCAUUAAUUGUAUUUCUUGGACCUGCUAAGGAGAUACAACCUCCGUAUUCUCUCUUUGAUUUUCCUUCAUCUUGUCUUUUUUUCUCUUUCCAGGUGAUUAUUUUGGAUGUUUGUGCGACACAGUUUCUCUUGUCUUGAGAAGAAAAUUGUUGUAAAAUAAGAUUUGUUGGGAAAAAAAAGCAGUCUUUUUCUUAUGAGUAGGAGUUGUACAUUGUGUUAUGGCAAAAACAAAAGUGCCGCAAGGAGACACACACAAAAAAAAGAAGAAAAACAUGUUGAGAAAAAAAACAGCUGGCGGAAAUUUCUUAUUUUUCUGUAUUUUUUUUGUUUGUUUGUUUCAUUGAGUUCCUUUGGAUGUACUAAAAGCUUUAAAAAUAUCUGUAGAUUUUAUUGUACAGUGUGUAUGACUUUUAGAGCAUGUCAAUCUGUUUUCUUACUAUGCUAAAACACAAAGAGUACCCAAGCACAUGGACUGAAUACAAAUACACCUGUUAAAAGAAAAAAAAAAUGAAUCAAAGUGAGAUGUAUUUACAGAACUUUCUUCCCUCUUCCUCUACCUGAGAUGGAGCGAAGAGGAGGAAUGUGAUUCUCCCUUCAAGCACACGUCCAUACAGCACAAAAAGACUCUUUUAUCAAGGAGGCACAAUACGGAUGACCUCUUGGACAUACAAACAGACGAGAAAGUGUUGUUAGUGGAGUUUUCUGUCAGCACCGGUACUCCAGAGGAUCUCCUCUUUUUGGUGGAUGGACGCCACUUCACUGCGACGUCAAAGCACAGACAUGAAAGUAUACGGCACAGAAAUGAGAUACGACAAUGUCGGAUGUUUAGGAGGAGUAGGGAUUGUGUGCGGGAAUGAAUGGUGUAAGAGUGCGUGAGUGUCUGCGUCUAAAAGAGUCUACGUGUGUACACAUAUAUGCACAUGCUUCGGUUUGUACAUGCCCAUGUGCAUGAGGCCAGACGACAGAGCAGGAGCGCGUCUCUCCGUGGAAAAUUUUUGAAGUCAUGUGAUGCUUAUGUACAACUUGCCUCCCCUCCUCCUGAUGUUUGUGUUGAUAACAGAGAGAUUUACAUAAUUAUAACGAACUAUUACUUAUUGUGAUUGUGAACCUUCCCCAUAAGAGUGGACGCCACCUUCUGGUACUGUGUUGAACUGCGCUUGUACCCUAAAGAACCCACUCCUAAAAAUCACCUUAACACAUUGUGCUCACUGUAUUUGUUACUGCUAUGUUGCCCUCUUUGUUAUUUAAAUGGAAAGUAUUAUUUGCCAUGCCCCCUUUGUGUGUUUUUGUUGAUUUAAUGCCUGUAUAGUCACUCUCUCUGCUGCAGCUUGCCAUGUCUCCAACGGAAGAGAUGAUGAAAGAGUGAAAUAAAAGGCUCUAAUCAUUCCCAGUUAUCCCGCUCAUUACGGUGCAUCAGCACACUCCUCAUCGAUCCCCUAGGUCCCCAAACCUUCUAUCUUUCUUACUGUGUACCUCCUUAAUUGCCUUAGCCUCUGCUGCCAAUUCCCCCUCACUCCACAGCUCCUAAAACAUCCCCUCUCUUCUCUUUCCAGCUUCUGUCUCUUUAUUACUCUUUUUUUUUUUUUUUUUUUGCCUGACUCCUGUCCCAGCUCUCCUCCU